GGUUUCCUCGAGCAUUUUCGAGUUUGCGCUGGAGGUGGCCCUCCAAGAGGCCGGAGACGGGAACGGGAAUGUCUUCACCAACAUGCGCCUCCUCCGAAUCCUACGCAUCGGUCGCAUCACUCGCGCAAUACGAAUAGUGAGGUUGGUGAAGUUCAUCCGCUCCCUGCGGUCGCUGCUCUACUCCAUCGGCCACACUUUGAGAGCCAUGGUGUGGUCGGUGGUGCUGCUGGCGCUCAUCAUCUUCUUGUUCGGCUUGAUUUUCACCGACAUCACGUCUGAGUACCUGGCGCGAGAUGCCCAUGAGCGUACGGAGGUUACGGAAGGUUUCCUGAAGAGCCGUUUCGGUGGCCUUCAAGCCUCGAUGCACACGCUCUAUGCUUCGAUCACAGGAGGCCUCACUUGGAUCGAGGCCCGGGAUGCCCUCGCGGAGAUCUCCGACAUUUGGGGCACCUCGGAGCUCGUUUGGACCAUUGAU
This is a messenger RNA of Effrenium voratum, 475 nucleotides long. The record is from the annotation of a GenBank genome assembly. NCBI's taxonomy places the organism in Eukaryota, Dinophyceae, Suessiales, Symbiodiniaceae.